This is a messenger RNA of Paralichthys olivaceus (Japanese flounder), 1989 nucleotides long. The record is from RefSeq and is a predicted model, not a curated record. NCBI's taxonomy places the organism in Eukaryota, Metazoa, Chordata, Actinopteri, Pleuronectiformes, Paralichthyidae.
AUGUCCUCAAGAACAUUUCAGGGUCAGUGGGUUGGCGGGAUGCGACAUGGCUACGGAGUUCGUCAGAGUGUCCCAUAUGGCAUGGCGGCCGUCAUCCGCUCCCCUCUGCGAACCUCUAUAAACUCUCUCCGCUCCGGUUCGGAACACAGCAACGGUACGGCUCUGCUGGACCGGACCGGGGCGGUGGUUCCUGGGCCUCCUCCCGUCCCCGGCACUCUGACCACCAGCGUCUCCAUGUGCAGCACGGGCAGCAGCGGCAGCAGCCCCGCGGUGUCCCGUGGAGGUUUUGUGUUGAUGGCGCACAGCGAGGCUGAGCUGCUGAAGGGGAAGAGGAAAGGCGGGCUCUUCAGGAGGUCCAUCCUGUCCGGCCUCAAGCUGAGGAAGUCAGAGUCCAGGAGCUCUCUGGCCUCACAGAGGUCGAAACAGAGCUCGUUCAGGAGCGAGGCUGGGAUGAGCACCGUGUCCUCUGCUGCAUCCGACAUCAACUCAACCAUCAGUCUCGGAGAUGCAGAUGCAGAACUGGCUGUCGCUGACGAUGAUGUGGAUGCAACAGCGACAGAGACCUACAGCGGAGAGUGGAAGAAUGACAAGCGGACAGGGUUCGGAGUGAGCCGGCGCUCCGACGGGCUGCAGUACGAGGGGGAGUGGCUCAGCAACAAGCGCCACGGCUACGGCUGCACCACGUUUCCCGAUGGGACGAAAGAGGAAGGGAAGUACAAGCAGAACAUCCUGGUCAGCGGGAAGAGGAAGAACCUGAUCCCCCUGCGGGCCAGCAAGAUCAGAGAGAAGGUGGACCGGGCCGUGGAGGGAGCGCAGAAGGCCUCCGACAUCUCCCGGCAGAAGUCUGAAAUCGCUCUGUCAAGGACGGCCCACGCACAGGGUAAAGCUGAGGCAGCGGUGGGAGCGGCUCAGAAAGCCCAGGACGAGAGUCGCAUGGCCAGGGUCACCGCCAAGCAGUUCUCCCCUUCCUUCCAGCACCCAGGAAACGGUAUGGAGGUGCAGCGUCCCAAACGUCAAGUGUCCAGUGAAGUGGAGGGUGAGGGGUUGUCGAGUAGCGCUGGCACAGCCGACAGCCCAGAUCUUUACGUGAAGAGUGCAGCCUCUGACGACCCCUCCAAUGACGCUGCCACCCCUGACCUCAGUCCCCCUUCCUCCUCACCUCCUCACACUCCACCUCCCCCUGCUCGGCCGACCCAGCGCAGCAAGAGUGCACGCUUCCACCGGCAGAGCGCUGUGGACCAUGGAGACAAGGCGAAGGAGGGAGCAGAGAGGAGUGAGAAGGGUGGAGGAAAGACAGAGAUCCAGGUGUUGAUGGAGGGAGGUAACGCAGGAGGUGAAGGCAGUGGAGGAGGAGGAGGAGGAGGGAAGGGGGAGUACACGCGGGCCAACAGCUGGAGUGAGGACAAGAGGAGAGGGAUGCUGUCAAAAGAAAGAGGUGGGGUCAGCGGACGUGGAGCCAGUCGGACCAACGGACACAAACACAGCUCCUCCAAUCACAAGUCACGGGAGCACGGCUCGUCCAAUCACAGACAGGCCAGAGGUGACCGGUGGACAGAGUCGUCCUCGUCUGCCUCCUGGACGUCAGGGCACAGGGGCGUGCACAGCAGGGGGGGCCGGCUGCUGGAGCAGGACGAGGAGAAAAUUAGUAACUACGAGAUGGAGAUGAAGCCUUUACAGCCAAGGGACUCCGCUACCCACAAGCCCCAUGGGCACGGGGAGGAGAGGCAUGGGCACAGUCACGCUCACGGAGACGGGCGCUCACACACUGUGCAGCGACAGAGACACAAGAACCGUGACGGGAGGGAGGGGAGGGAAGGACGAGAGGCGAAGGAGGGCGGGAAAGACUCAGCGCACAAACUGGACAGACCGGGGGAGAAGAUGGAUUCACGGCCUCUGCGCCGGGACCUCACCCUCUCCCCCCCUCUGAAGUCCUCACCCAUCUCACCGGAGCAGCAGGACCAAAGCCUCACCCAGGGCAAAGGCAACUCG